GCGGUCCCUCGGGGAGAGUCUGUCUGGGUCCCAAACCGUCCCUGCAUGAGGUCACCCUGCCAGAUCACGUGCUCGAGCCCGCGGAAGCGCCACAUCGCCAGCCGCGCCCCUGCACCCCCACCCUGCCCACGUGACCCGGCCUACUUUCUCCCCGCCCGACCCGAAGCUUCGCUCGGGAAGCCCCGCCCCACGCAGUGCUCUAGCCCUGCGAACCUCCGCCCCUCUUCGGCCCAGGCUCUAGGUUGGCCAGCGGCCCCACGUGUUUCUCCCUGUCCAAUUGGAGCCGGCGCUCGGGCGCGAAGGGGCGGGAAGAAAGAACGACUUCGUUACGCUGGGAGAGGGGGGCGGGGCCUGUAACGUCGGAGUGAACGGAGGGACGCAACGGAGGCAGGCCGGAGCCGCUGCCGUCGCCAUGACCCGCGGUAACCAGCGCGAGCUCGCCCGCCAGAAGAAUAUGAAAAAGCAGAGCGACUCGGUUAAGGGAAAGCGCCGAGAUGACGGGCUUUCUGCUGCCGCCCGCAAGCAGAGGGACUCGGAGAUCAUGCAGCAGAAGCAGAAAAAGGCAAACGAGAAGAAGGAGGAACCCAAGUAGCUUUGUGGCUUCGUGUCCAACCCUCUUGCCCUUCGCCUGUGUGCCUGGAGCCAGUCCCACCACGCUCGCGUUUCCUCCUGUAGUGCUCACAGGUCCCAGCACCGAUGGCAUUCCCUUUGCCCUGAGUCUGCAGCGGGUCCCUUUUGUGCUUCCUUCCCCUCAGGUAGCCUCUCUUCCCCUGGGCCACUCCUGGGGGUGAGGGGGUUACCCCUUCCCAGUGUUUUUUUAUUCCUGUGGGGCUCACCCCAAAGUAUUAAAAGUAGCUUUGUAAUUCCUUGAGCGCCUGGUUUGACUGGGGAUUUGGGGGGGAUGGGGAUGGAGGAAUGGCUGCCCUUUCCCACAAAAAGGGGAGAGAACUUUUAGACCCUAAAAGGUUGUGGAUAUGUAGUCCAAGUGAAACUUCACAGAAAAAUUCUUUAUUGUUUUACAACAAGCAGACAAGUACUCUGGGUAUAUGGUAGAGGAAUCCUCUAAGAAUCAUAGGGACUUCUUUUCUGUGAUGUUUGUCCCCCACCCAGACCUUAAUACCAUCCCAAGGAUGGAGUUGAGGGUCUAAGAAGGAAGGCUCCAAGACCCAGGUCUGUGCCCCUCUUCCUUAUUCUUCCUCAGUUUGUUUGCCUGCUUGAAAGUUGUCCCCACAGUCCUGCUGCUUACUGACUUCCAUGGUCAGCUGCUUUCAAGUGUUCACAUUCUCUUCUUUCAUUCCUCCUGGAAUGAGGGUUUUUGUCUUCCCACUUCUUUGACCUCAAGAUCAGGAUUAAUUAAAACCUAGGGUAGUCUGUGUUUCUUUCUUCCUGUGUCCUGGUUUAUUCUGGGGUUCUGGGCUUCUUAUAUCCCUGUGCCUAGGCUGAAUUGCUUAUGUUUCUUUUUAUCUCCAAGGGCAGAGCCAAGUAAGUCGUCAGUUUCUGUUGGUCUUUCCCUGCCCCCAUCUCCACCAUGAAAGCCAGGAAAUGGCUGGUGUCACACUGUUUGCUGGGAUCAGCAGUAGUUCCUGAGCUGCUGACUUGGGAGUUAGACUCUUGAGUUGGGGUAAAGAUGUAGUGGUAGCUCUUUUUGAGUCAGAUACUUGCCCAGGGCAUUAGGGUAUAUAUGGCCACUUUUUCCAAUUCAGACAUAGUAUUGAUGUCAGCCUAAAUGAGGUAACUGCUGGAUAGCUCCCCUCAACCAAGACUAGGGGCACAACUUUAAGGGAAUCCCAGUUGUGUUAAAAGUACUUAGACUUGGAUAUGUGUUAUCUGGUGAUACUGAUACGAUGACAAUGUCGCCUGAAAAUAGGAGGAGGCUUGGGGUCCUGGUUGGGGGACCAACAGAGUGGUGCCAGUAGCAGCCCCAGAUAGAGGAGUACACAGGUCCAGCAUGAGGCAACCUUGACCCAGAAGGUAGCCCAGCUGCCCUUGGUGAAGGUCUUUUCCAGUUCUGCUCCCUCAUAGCUGUGGAACCAAAGUCUGUGGUUAGAGAAUAUGCAGGGCCUUCGUGUUUAGACCUGUCUUACCUUCACACCAGAUUAUGGCAGACCCAUGUGUGUCUCCUGGGAACCCUUGGGAUUGGCCUUGAAUUGCUCUUUUCCUAUAAUAGCUAGGUUUUCAGGAGAGUUUCCCAGGCCUACCUCCAUCCUACCUGAACCAGUUGGUAAGGGUAACCAUGACAUAGAGUGAUGCAAGGAAGAAGACGAAGUGGAAGGCAGAAUAGCUGUAGGAAAGAUGCUGGGCUUGAACUGGAGGAGUUGGAGAGGUCUCUUGGUCAGCUGGCCUGGCAGCUCCUCCCCUUUGCCCUGAAGAGAGGGAGGGGCUGCUGGGCACAGUGCUGCUAAAAUACGGCUUCCAUCUUCCUCCUCCCCCGGCUUUUGUGAAGGCGCUUAAGGGCUCUUUGGCACUGCAGAAAUCUACACUUCUUAUGGAUCCUCACUUGACACUUACCUUCCUCUGGCUCCACUACUUCAGGGCAACAGAAACAGAGUGAGGGCUUCUGUAAAACAAAAUGUUUUGGAAUGACGUUGAAAAGAAUGUGAAGGUAUUAAUAUAGGACACUCCCUUUCUUUGAAAAGAUUAAUCUGGUGUAAGAAGUAGAGGCACACCUGGGUUCAAAUGCUAGUUCCAGCAUAUAACUGGCUAUGGGAAUUUUGGUAAGAUGUUUAAUGUGCCUCAGUUUCUCCAUUUGUAAAAUGGAGCAAAUACCUACCUCACAGGGUUGUUGUGAGGAUUACAUUAAAUGAGAUUAUGUAUGUAAAGUAGCACAGUGCCUAGCACAUUGUGGGUACUCAAUAAAAGGUAAUAGCAGCUAGAAUCUGA
Molecule: messenger RNA, 2880 nt
Organism: Miniopterus natalensis
Lineage: Eukaryota; Metazoa; Chordata; Mammalia; Chiroptera; Miniopteridae
Gene: SERF2
Product: small EDRK-rich factor 2
Source: RefSeq, a predicted model, not a curated record